AUAUUCUCGAGGAGGUAGAACCUGAAUUUUCUAGCAGAGCUUUAUCGAUGUCGUUGCCCGUUGCGAUGCCGUUGAAGAGAAUGAAUAAGAGGCCGAUAAAAAGGUACGAGGAGCAUUACGAGGAGAAGGAGAAGGAUACGAAAAUCUCGAAGAUAUUCCAAUUGUCAGUGACAGCGCUCUCGUUCCUCGCGUUCGGCGGGUAUCUACUUACACUAAUAAUAACAGCGAUUCGUCAGAACUCCGCGAAUUCCGGUAACGGGAACGUGAUUGUUCUCUCAAAUUUGCAAGGCUUGCAAAAUUACAAUCGU
Molecule: messenger RNA, 308 nt
Organism: Ceratina calcarata
Lineage: Eukaryota; Metazoa; Arthropoda; Insecta; Hymenoptera; Apidae
Exons: 2
Source: RefSeq, a predicted model, not a curated record